This is a messenger RNA of Propithecus coquereli (Coquerel's sifaka), 1357 nucleotides long. Its product is annotated as sorting nexin-7. The record is from RefSeq and is a predicted model, not a curated record. Lineage: Eukaryota; Metazoa; Chordata; Mammalia; Primates; Indriidae. Gene Ontology annotation, molecular function: phosphatidylinositol binding. Bases 93 to 1256 code for a protein of 387 amino acids. The transcript has a single exon.
GCAGCGGCUCCCCCGCCCUGCUGCAGGGCAAGGUGCUGGACCUGGACGAGGACGAGGACGACCUGGAGGUGUUCAGUAAGGAUGCCUCAUUGAUGGACAUGAACUCCUUCAGCCCUAUGAUGCCAACAUCCCCUUUAUCAAUGAUAAACCAGAUCAAGUUUGAAGAUGAGCCAGAUUUAAAGGAUCUCUUCAUCACAGUUGAUGAACCUGAAAGCCAUGUUACUAUCAUUGAAACUUUCAUCACUUAUAGGAUUAUUACUAAGACAUCUCGUGGGGAAUUUGAUUCCAGUGAAUUUGAAGUUAGGAGACAUUAUCAAGAUUUCCUUUGGUUGAAGGGAAAGCUUGAAGAAGCACACCCCACUCUGAUUAUUCCACCAUUGCCAGAAAAGUUUAUAGUAAAAGGAAUGGUAGAACGCUUUAAUGAUGACUUCAUUGAGACACGCAGGAAGGCAUUACAAAAAUUUUUGAACCGAAUUGCUGAUCAUCCAACUUUAACAUUUAAUGAAGACUUCAAAGUUUUUCUCACUGCACAAGCUUGGGAACUCUCGUCUCACAAGAAGCAAGGACCUGGUUUGCUAAGCAGGAUGGGGCAAACGGUCAGAGCUGUUGCUUCCUCAAUGAGAGGAGUUAAAAACCGCCCAGAGGAGUUCAUGGAAAUGAGUAACUUUAUUGAAAUAUUUAGCCAGAAAAUAAAUUUGAUAGAUAAAAUAUCUCAGAGAAUUUACAAGGAAGAAAGAGAAUAUCUUGAUGAAAUGAAAGAAUAUGGCCCAAUUUAUAUUUUGUGGUCAGCAUCAGAAGAAGAUCUGGUUGAUACUCUAAAUGAUGUUGCCAGCUGCAUUGACAAAUGCUAUAAAGCUACUGAAAAACGGAUGUCCGGACUCUCAGAGGCCCUGCUUCCUGUCGUACAUGAGUAUGUGCUUUAUAGUGAAAUGUUAAUGGGUGUUAUGAAAAGAAGAGACCAAAUACAAGCAGAACUGGAUUCCAAAGUUGAAGCUUUGACCUAUAAAAAGGCAGAUAUUGAUCUACUUACAGAAGAGAUUGGAAAACUUGAAGAUAAAGUGGAAUGUGCUAAUAAUGCCCUGAAAGCAGAUUGGGAAAGAUGGAAACAAAAUAUGCAAAAUGAUAUCAAGUCAGCAUUUGCAGAUAUGGCUGAGGAGAAUAUCCACUAUUAUGAACAGUGCCUUGCUACGUGGGAAUCAUUCCUUACAUCACAGACGGACCUCCACUUGGAAGAAGCCUCUGAAGAUAAACCUUAAUCCUGCCAAGGACUUCUGUUUGAUCUUUGGGGAACAGCAUCUAUCAACCAAAGUUAUUCUUUCUGGAUCUGCCGUGUCCUUUAUAAAGUGGAUGAGAAGUG